Colossoma macropomum (tambaqui) is the source of this 6242-nucleotide messenger RNA. RefSeq names its product family with sequence similarity 160 member A1a (gene fam160a1a). Bases 404 to 3406 code for a protein of 1000 amino acids. NCBI's taxonomy places the organism in Eukaryota, Metazoa, Chordata, Actinopteri, Characiformes, Serrasalmidae. The transcript is spliced from 14 exons. The record is from RefSeq and is a predicted model, not a curated record.
CGUUCUGCCACUCAGCUCCCAGGUGGCAGAGAGAGACAGAGAGGGAGAGAGCCUGUGUAGAAGUGCGUCGUAUUGAAAAAUACAGACAGUCUGAGAGAGACUGACAGAGGACUAAGAGAAGGAGAAUAGCUUGAAGAGUUUGGGCUGUUUAUUCAGAAAAGGAAGUACACCUUCACUCUCAGCACCUGGCGGAAUUACACCUGUAGAGGAUUUCAUUUGGUUUACUGCAAUCGCCUGGACUUGAAUGUGAAUCUACUGGAUUUUCUGAAGAUGCUGACGCUCUGUUUGUAAGGAGGUCCCCUCAGCUAGCAGCUACGUUCAAACACAAGUUCUGCAUGUAUUGCCUUUAAUCAGAAUGCAGUGAGGAACCACCCAUACGCAAACACCAUGCUGUGAGGUUAUAAUGGCGUCUGUACUGGCCAAUGGGACACGGGGGGGCCAGACUGUGGUCCUGAAGGGCGUGGACCCUGAGACAUGCAUGAUUGUCUUCAAGAACCACUGGGCUCAGGUGGUGAAGAUUCUGGAGAAGCAUGACCCCUUACGGAGUGGUCUAGGGACUGGAGGCCCUGGUCUGGGGGUCGGAGGUCAUGGAGGCCCCCGUUUGGGUGCAAUUCCCAGUGAUGAGGCGAGCGCGGUGCAAAACUAUGUGGAACACAUGCUGUUCCUGCUGAUCGAGGAGGAGAGCGGCCAGAACGGAGCAAUGGGGCCCAUCCUGGAGUUUGUGGUGAUGGAGAAUGUGAUGGAGAGGCUUUUCGUCUGGAGCCUCAGGAGAGAGUUCACUGACGACAUGAAGCUAGACCAGCUGAAGAUGUACGAGAUGCUGAUUGCUCAGGCCAGGCAGCCGCUGCUGCACCACAAACCCAUCCUACGGCCGCUGAUGAUGCUGCUGUCAUCCUGCUCUGGCUCAGCCGGCACAGUGUCCUGCACACCUGGCACAGCGGGCAGUGUGGAGGCUGAGCUGGUCCUGCUCCUGAACCAGCUGUGCUGUGUCCUGUCCAAAGAUCCCUCAGUCCUGGAGCUGUUCUUCCACACCAGUGAGGAUCAGGGUGCUGCUAACUUCCUCAUCUUCUCUCUGCUGAUCCCCUUCAUCCACAGAGAGGGCGCUGUGGGGCAGCAGGCCAGAGAUGCCCUGCUUCUCAUCAUGGCACUGUCUGCCGAAAACCACGUGGUGGCCAAACAUAUCGCUGAGAAUACUUACUUCUGUCCGGUGUUAGCCACAGGUCUGAGUGGUCUGUACUCGUCUUUGCCCACUAAGCUGGAGGUGCCCAGUGAAGACUGGCACUGUUUGAACAGAGAGGACUGGCAGCAGGUGCCUGCUCUCGUCCAGUUCCUCAACUCACUCGAAUUCUGUAAUGCCGUCAUGCAGGUAGCUCAUCCGUCUAUUAGAAAUCAGCUGGUUGGUUACAUCUGCAACGGUUUUCUGGUGCCUGUUUUAGCACCUGCACUGCAUAAACUUACUGUAGAGGAAGUGAUGACCACGACAGCAUAUCUGGACCUAUUCCUGCGGAGUGUGACUGAACCUGCCCUGCUGCACACCUUCCUCAGCUUCAUCCUCCUCCAUCGCUAUGACAGCGUGCACAUCCUGGACACGUUGGUCAGCCGCAUCAACACACCUUUCCAGUUGGGAACGGUCUCUUUGGGUCUUUUUCACACUCUGAUCAGCCUUUACUGUGAGGAUGUCAUGCUUCAGCUCAUCCUAAAGUAUCUGAUCCCCUGUAAUCACAUGAUGCGGAGUCAGCGGCAGGUGCUGAAGGAGAGAGACUGUUACUCCGUCUCGGCCGCUAAAAUCCUGGCCCUCACCCCGUUCUGCUGCUCUCCAGAGAUCGUCCCUCCACCUCUCAGACAACUGGACUCUAUCCUCUGGUCAAAGGGCACCAGUGGACCCCACUCAGGAAUGAUGGAAACCAAGCAGUCGUUGUCAGAAGAAGAUGACUCCGGCCACUCUUGUGUGAUUGGCUCAGAGAUUUACCUGGAUGUAAGUUACCUGCACUAUCUGUAUGAUGCUCGAAAUGGCAUUAGCAGCUGCAUGCGGGCAUGCCGGGUUUGGUCCGCCCCUUAUGAUGGUGAAAACCCGCCUCCAGACGAGUACCAGCCAAGUACGCUGGAAGAAGGGAGUCGGGUUUGUCCCUCCACUGCCACCCAGAGGGCAUCAAAACACCCACAAGGUCAGUCUCGGGUGAACCCACAGACCCUUAAUGACCUCACUACUGCCAAUGUACUGGAACUGGAGUGGGAUGAUAGCUAUGAUGCGUGUCCUGCACAAGCACAACCGGAAGAAGAACAAGUCAUUCCUGUGGUGAUCCCGGAGGAGCCCCCAAAACACAUCCAGGAAUUGCGGAGGACGGCAGUCAUGAUUGUUAAGGGCUCCUACAUUGAGGAGUCAGAAUUCCAAAACGAUGUUAUGGUCUACAAUCUGGUGGCCCAAAAGGAUGCUCAGGACUCUGCUAAAGUUAAACUCAACCAGGUUAACACCCAACCAGCUGUAGAAAAGCCAGGAAAACCAUUAAGUAAUCCCAGUACUCAGAAUUCCGAGUCUGGUUCUCCUGACAUGAAACCUCAAAUGUGUAAUGGUUUAAGCAUCUCCAAGAUGUCGACAGACAUGGAGAACCACUCCAAAGAGAAAGAUGGGUUCCAGGUGAUGGAGUCCAGGUGUCCAGAAGGAGAUGACCUAGUCAUUCAGUAUGAGGAACUAAUUCAGACUCUGGUGGUAGAAGCAGGCAGUCCAACAAAAUCAGACAAAGCUUUGAGGAGUCCAGUAGUGGCGAUGGAGGAAGAGGAGGAUGAAGUAGACUUCAGCUCGUUCUCAGCAGAAACCCCUGAAGCAGAGAAAAUCCCCUCGCCGUUUGGGAACAAACCUCGCAGUGGCAGUAGGAACCAUGCCAUACCUUUUACAGGUCCAUUUGUGAGCGUGUUGCUCUCUCGGCUGGAGAACAUGCUGGAUAACUCUCUCCAUGUGAACCUGUUGCUAACAGGUAUUCUGGCACAGUUAGCUGCAUAUCCUCAGCCCCUGCUGCGCUCUUUCCUGCUCAACACCAACAUGGUCUUCCAACCCAGCGUCCGUUCGCUGUACCAGGUGCUCGCUUCUCUGAAGAACCAGAUAGAACAGCUUGCAGCCACAAGGAAGGACUUCCCCGAGCUCCUCACAGCUGCACAGCAGUGCCUACUGGCCAGAGAGAGUUCGCUCAGAGAUUUGCUUCCAGGCUCAAACAGCCCUCACAAUACGGAGCGGUUCUCAAGUUCUGCUGCAAGCAGGACCCUGAAGAACCCACCUGUCCAGCCCAAGAUUGUGGUCCCUCCAAACCGUUCAGAGGUGUAUGCCACAGUCAUUUUCACAGAGUUCCUCAAAGAGCUGGCGGCUAUCGCACAGGAACACUCAAUUCUUUCCCAUCAUACCAUGGAGGAGUAGAGCUGCCAGCCAUUUCAUUUUUUUUUUAUUCUUAAAUCUGACUUUUUUCUUUAUCUUAAACUCUCAGUACUACUAGAUGAAGAAGAUACCUCUUAAACCGAUUGCUGUUCUUUUUUUUAUGUUUUCAGACACGUAAUGUCAGUUUUCAGCUUUGUCAGCUUUCAGAAUUAACCAAACUCUAUUUUUCACCAGCCUUAUUGGUAUGGAGAAAUGUUGCAAAGAGUUUCGCAUCACAGUGAAAGAGACAUGUUGGCCCACAUUGGCUGGAAACACAAUACUGGUCAACAGUGCUGGAAUUCCAGCUCCAGGCAAACACCAAAGACUGAAAGAUGAGAAGUUUCAGGCUGGUGGCGGUUGUCCAGAACACAGCAGAAGACACGAUUGUAGCGUCCAGCCAGUUUAAAUGUACACAGCUCAUGCCUUUUGUAUCCUCAUUCGGCCUUAUUACAGAAAGUAGUGCCUUCUUUCUCUCAUCUACAAUGCUGCAGAUAUUCACUGGUUCAGUUGACCAUUUCUGAAGUCAAUACGAUGAGUUAAUAUCACACAGAGGAAGCAGUGGGAGCUAGCACUGCCAGUGAGCAUUUCAAUCAUUAACAGUGAACAAACCUGUAAAUUUAUGUGUCAUUUAAUACUAUUGGAAAAUGUUUUGAAAAUCACUGCUAUCUUGUACUGUGGGAAACAGAAACUUUCCAAAAUUGAUACAUUUCACCGUAUGUACGUUUUCCCCCUGAAUGUCUCUGGAUUCUUUGUAUUAUGAGAUCAUUAAAUAGUGAUAUGUACGACUACUCAAAUAUUCGGUUAAACAUUUGAGAUGCCAGUAUUCAAAUACUGAAAUCACUAUUUGGGUAUUCAUUCUAUUUUGUCACGUAAAGACAGAGAAACAAUACAGACCAAUGAUACAGUGAAAUGCUGAUUUUAUGUUUUAACAGAAUAUAAUGUAAAAGUUUUGCACAUAUUUGUGAGUACGUAUGUCACGACUGCCUGAGCCUGAGUGCAUUUCCAAGGAUGUGACCGAGAAGGCAGAAACAGCACACCUUUUAUCACUAAACAAAUCUGUUGUUAGUUACAGAGACAGUGAAAACAUAUUCCUCUGACAAAAUAACAGGUAGGCUUGUUCAUUCAGGAGAAAAGUCCUGUAGAAGGUGAUAAGUCUGCAUCAGCAUCUAGUAGUAGAAGUUGUAAUUUUAAGUCAUUUGCUGUCCUGAAGGGGUACUCUCCAUUAUGCUACUCAUCUGACACGCAGUCCAACCGAUUUUUUGCAUGUGUAAGUGUUAGCUUGCGUUUAGCAAUUUUUAGAUUUUUGAUUGCUAAACAACCAGAGACAUUUGGAAGAAAAAUGUACACGUCGACACAGAGCAGGACAACAAAUGCCAUUCAUUUUCCCACAGAGAAAACUUGCUUAGACUCAGAGUUCCUUUGCAGACUGUAAAUUGACAACAAAGGCCAGUUAGCAUGGCUUGAACUAGCCUAACUAGCAGUGACAAAAUCAGCAAAUGUGUUAAGAACAUUGUAAUGUAAUAAGAGGCACUUACUUAUAAGUCUGUAUACAGAGUCGGAUCAAAUAUACAAACUAACAACAUCACAUUGCCAUUAGUUUUCUAAUGCAAAACAGCACUCAUCAUUCUUAUUUAAGCCUUUCUGAGUACCUUACACGUGCAUGUUAUUUGUUUUAGGAAAUUAUGUGAAUUUAGCACAGUAGUACACAUAUCGUAAUCAUUAGUUGUGCUUAUUUUUUCAAUGGGGAAGGGUAUUUAAACAGUUUUCUAGAGAGAUUAUAUUGCCAUAUUUUUUUCACAGAAGUUGUACUUAAGAGUUGUGUUUGUGUAUUUCUCGUGUCUUUUUAGCUACGACUGUUAGGGAUAGCACAUUAGCGGUGUUAGGCACAGGAGAAACAGCAGGAAGGAGACAGAACAGCAUAUUCAGUUUGUGGUAAGUUUGUAUAUAAAUGGUGCGAAAUCAUAGAGCAGGUUAUUGUAAUGUGCAAUACAAUUAGAACAUCUUUAGACCUGUUGUAGAAAGAUAUUGGUACAGUUGACCUGUCCACAAAUGCAUUUAUAGCUUCUGUUGUGAGAGUGGGCAAAAAUCCUAUUCAGUCUAACAAAGAGCUCAGUUUAUGAAAAUACUGUACAUACAUUUGGAGUGUGCAGUUCAUUUCAAAUCAUAUUUAGUUUCUAUGUAUGUGAAGGUUCACAAUGUUGGGAUCAACCUACUGGAUAUGACAGGUUGAGUUAUUUUCAUAUUGAGAAUCAGAGAUACUAUAAAACAGCACAGGUGCUCUUUACCAUCACUGAGAAUGCCUUGAUUCCUAUCUGGAAUUUAGGAAUACUUUAUCUACAAUAAUAAAAUUGAAUGAAAUCUGGUAGGGGCAGUUAGCAUUAUGCUAAUUCGUCCUAUAUCUCAUCAUUUAGACUUCAUUUAGAUAAAGUAUACCACAAAUAUUUCAUAUAUUUCCUCAUUCAUACCAAACGCUGACCAGCCUUCAGAGAUCAAGCCACACUGUAUAUGUUCAAUCCAAAGAUAUUUAUAUGGGUUUUUAAAAAUAUCAGGUAUAUUUUUACAGGACUACAAUAAGGACAGUUCCACAGAAAUCACUAACAAUAACAUGCAGAUACAGCAUUUUCUCUAAGUGUUUUGGGAGCAAAAAUAAAUAAAGGACAACCUAUUGAGAUGUAUUUGUUUAAUCUGUAAAAAUGACCCUUAAGGUGAUCUGAUUGAAUGUAUGUGCUAUGAAGCCCUGCUGUAAGUUCAGGUAAUGCUGCGUUUGAUGAAUUCUUUAUUUGUGGGGCAUCUGAAGCGUGCAAAAAGCCUUUUUGAAUAAAGACUUCUUGUCCUCUUA